AUGCUCUGCCGACAAAUUCGUAAAUUAUAUGUACUGGGUUGGAACCAAUCAAAGUAUGGAUUUUACGAUCUCGUUCUAACUGGAUCCCACCGUCCAAAUCUAGAUCGACUGCCAAGUGGAAUAGAUUCCACAAUCGAAGACAACGAAAUAAGGCUGGAUGGUUCAAUUCUAAAAAAGGAUGGAGCCGCCAACGAGUUGACAGCUGAAGAACGAAUUAAAAAGGUGUUUGGUGGAAGAAUAAAAGGCGAAGAUCGUGUAAGUUCUAGCCGUAUCAUGAUGGGAGAGCCACGGAUCAUCGCUGGUGUGAAGGUCCCAGAUAGACCAAUCGAACCGGACAAUUGCUGUAUGAGUGGAUGUAUAAAUUGCGUAUGGGAGAUUUACAACGACGAUAUCAAAGAUUGGGAGGCAAAAAGAAAGAUCGCUGCCAAAAAAUUGGCCGAGAAAGGCGGUGUUUGGCCUGCUGAUUUCCAUCCCCCGGUCAAGUUUUUGAAGCCUGAGAACCUCCCAGAGUCUUUCAAAGACAGUCCCGAUGUUGGUAAAGCAAAUGAUGAUGCGUGGAAUAAAGUACCUGUUGAAAUGCGAGUUUUUGCAGAGUUGGAGAAGAAGAUAAAGAGCAAAAGAACAGAAAUUGCUCUGGUCUAA
Messenger RNA from Australozyma saopauloensis, 642 nucleotides. RefSeq lists its product as uncharacterized. The record is from RefSeq and is a predicted model, not a curated record. The transcript has a single exon. Lineage: Eukaryota; Fungi; Ascomycota; Pichiomycetes; Serinales; Metschnikowiaceae. Gene Ontology annotation, cellular component: mitochondrion. The coding region runs from base 1 to 642 and encodes 213 amino acids.